CCCCGGGCUGGCACGCGGCACCGCGCAGGCUCGGCGGCCAUUUCCGACGCGGCGGUGAAGGUUCGGGCGCGGCCGCAGCGCCCGGUUCUUGCCCGCCGGCCGGGCCUCGCCGCCCCCCGCCCGGCCCAGCGGUUCCCUCCGGCCUGCCGCCCGGUGCAGGUUCCCGUGCCCUGUGCUCUCCUGCCGGCCCGCUGUCCCCGGCACCAUGUCUCGAAGAUAUGACUCCAGAACUACUAUAUUUUCUCCGGAAGGUCGCCUGUACCAGGUUGAGUAUGCAAUGGAGGCCAUCGGGCAUGCAGGCACUUGCCUGGGAAUUCUAGCAAACGAUGGAGUUCUGCUGGCAGCAGAGCGGCGCAACAUUCACAAGCUUCUUGAUGAAGUGUUUUUCUCUGAGAAAAUAUACAAACUUAAUGAGGAUAUGGCGUGCAGUGUUGCAGGAAUAACUUCAGAUGCCAAUGUUCUAACAAAUGAGCUGAGACUGAUCGCACAGAGGUACUUGUUACAGUAUCAAGAGCCCAUUCCUUGUGAACAACUAGUAACAGCAUUAUGUGAUAUCAAGCAGGCUUAUACACAGUUUGGAGGAAAACGUCCUUUUGGUGUUUCAUUGCUCUAUAUUGGCUGGGAUAAGCAUUAUGGAUUUCAGCUGUAUCAAAGUGAUCCUAGUGGAAAUUAUGGAGGGUGGAAAGCCACAUGCAUUGGGAAUAAUAGCGCUGCAGCUGUGUCAAUGCUGAAGCAAGACUACAAAGAAGGGGAAAUGACCUUAAAGACUGCCCUGGCAUUGGCCAUUAAGGUUCUAAACAAAACCAUGGAUGUCAGCAAGCUCUCUGCUGAGAAAGUUGAAAUUGCAACACUGACAAGAGAGAACGGAAAGACAGUAAUAAGGGUUCUGAAGCAAAAGGAGGUGGAACAAUUGAUAAAACAACAUGAGGAGGAGGAAGCAAAAGCUGAACGUGAAAAGAAGGAGAAAGAACAAAAAGAGAAGGAUAAAUAGAAUAUGAAAUCAAGUGUUCUCUAGAUAAUAAAGGACCUGCUUCAGCAAAAGAUAAUCUGGAUUUCUAUGCUGUAGAAGCCUACAGCUAUGCCAUGUAGGACCCAGAGUACUUUUGAUGAACCAGGACCUUAGUCAUCAUUUAGAUAAUUAGUUUACUGCUCCUUACAUUGACCAAUAAUUGCUUUAAUUCUUGAACACUCUUUCUUUCAUCUUUUUUAUUAUGGAAUAAAAUUUAAGAAGAAUA
Molecule: messenger RNA, 1235 nt
Organism: Poecile atricapillus (Black-capped chickadee)
Lineage: Eukaryota; Metazoa; Chordata; Aves; Passeriformes; Paridae
Gene: PSMA4
Product: proteasome 20S subunit alpha 4
Exons: 9
Coding region: 206-991 (261 amino acids)
Biological process (GO): ubiquitin-dependent protein catabolic process
Cellular component (GO): nucleus; cytosol; proteasome core complex, alpha-subunit complex
Source: RefSeq, a predicted model, not a curated record